AUGUCUUCAUCCAAUUUCGAAUCGAUCAACAGUGCAUUAACUACAAGUGCAAUUAUCGCCAUCGUCGUUGGAUCGGUUAUUGGUCUGAUUCUUCUAAUUGCAGUGAUUGUCGCUAUCGUGUGUAUUAUCAAACAUGCCAGCCGACCAAGACAUGUGCCAGCAGGAGGAAUGAUUCUUCAACCGCCACAAACAUAUCCAUAUUCCUAUCCUCAAACUUGGUCGAAUCAGUACCCAUCAAAUGCACUGAACAUGACAAAUUAUCCAACUAUGUAUCAGACUGUAUCGGCACCUUAUACGGUACCGGUGCCAACGUAUACUAAACCGACCGAUGCUUAA
Molecule: messenger RNA, 336 nt
Organism: Adineta ricciae
Lineage: Eukaryota; Metazoa; Rotifera; Eurotatoria; Adinetida; Adinetidae
Source: the annotation of a GenBank genome assembly